Sinocyclocheilus rhinocerous is the source of this 717-nucleotide messenger RNA. RefSeq names its product transmembrane protein 101-like. The record is from RefSeq and is a predicted model, not a curated record. Lineage: Eukaryota; Metazoa; Chordata; Actinopteri; Cypriniformes; Cyprinidae. The transcript is spliced from 4 exons. Gene Ontology annotation, biological process: positive regulation of canonical NF-kappaB signal transduction. Bases 1 to 687 code for a protein of 228 amino acids.
AUGGGGCUGAUAUGCCCUGUCUUAAACAGCUGUUUUUUUUGUCUUUUUAGGAAGCCAGACAUCCAGGUGCCUUACCUGUACUUUGAUUUAGGAGCUGCAGUGUUGUGUGCCAGUUUCAUGUCCUUCGGAGUGAAGAGAAUGUGGUUCUCUCUGGCCGCGGCGCUUCACCUGGCCCUCAGCACAUAUGUGUCCUAUGUGGGGGGGCAGGUCCAUUAUGGAGACUGGCUGAAGGUGAGGAUGCACUCCAGAGCCAUGGCCAUCACGGGAGGGUUUCUGGUGCUGGCCUGCGGAGCAGGAGAGGUGUACAGACAGAAACCACGCACACGCUCGCUGCAGGCCACCGGUCAGCUCUUCCUGGGGAUUUACCUCAUCUGUAGGGUUUACUCGCUCCAGCACAGUAAGGAGGACCGUCUGGUCUAUCUGGAGCAUAUUCCCGGCGGUGAGAUCACGGUGCAGCUGCUGGGGGUUGUGUUUGGGGUGCUGGCGCUCUCAUACCUCUCGGGCUGCUAUGUGCGAGUGGCUUCACAGAUCCUGGCCGUUCUCUUACCUCUGAUUGUGCUGUUCAUCGACGGAAACAUGGGUUACUGGCACCGCAGCUGCCGUGUGGAGUUCUGGAACCAGAUGAAGCUCAUCGGGCAGAACGUGGGCAUCUUCGGAGCGGUGCUCAUUCUAGCCACAGACAGCUGAAGAUAGAGGGAUAAAGCAGCAGCUCUGUAC